GGAGGCGUGUGUGACUUUGUAGCAGGGAGUUCUUGGGGGUGUAAAAAAUAAAUAAAAAUAAAUGUAAUCGCGAUUAUUACCAGGUUAUAGUUGGGGAAAACAGCUACUUCUUUGUGGUGGGGAAAAUGGGUCGGUAUUCGGGUUUGUGUAAGACAGUAUUAAAGUAAUAAUUUUUGUGAUAACUUGUCGACUUCCAUUAUUUAAAUCCAUGGUAUUAUAUUCUCUUUUAUUAAGAUUUUAUUUUGCUUAGCUUUGCGUAGGGGGACUCCGUACGAAUGCAUAUGUGAGAGCAGCUGUGGGUGGACGGAAUUGAGCUGUCUCCAUGUCGUUUAAUAGGGUCUCAUCGGCGUGAUACUGGCUGUCAACUUUUCACAGUUCAGAUAAGCCGAGACGAGCGAAGGGGAGGGAGGCGAGUUUGGCUUCAGGAGAUCAGGGUCAGGGUUGUUUCAGCAGUAGAGGAGCGCAGCCGGGCAGUUGUCUUUUGAAAAUGUUGCUGUCCUUGGUUGUCCACACGUACUCUCUGCGGUACUGGUUUCCCGCCGCGGUGAUGCUGGGCACUGCCCCCGCUUACCUGCUGUCCUGGGUCGCCUGGCGGCUCCUGUCCUGUGUCCUUCCCUGCCGCUUCUAUCACGCCAUAGACGACCGGAUCUACUCCGUUUAUCAGAGCAUGGUCCUGUUCUUCUUUGAGAAUUACACGGGGGUGGAGGUGGUUAUAUAUGGCGAUAUACCAAAGAAAAAAGAGAAUGUGGUCUACCUGUCCAACCAUCAGUGUACAGUUGACUGGAUAAUUGCAGACAUGCUAGCCAUCAGACAGGAUGCCCUGGGCCAUUUGCGAUAUGUUUUAAAAGAUGGACUGAGGUGGCUUCCUCUGUAUGGGUGGUACUUUUCUCAGCAUGGAGGCGUGUAUGUGAAGCGUAGUGCCAAGUUUGAUGAAAAAGCCAUGAAAAACAAGCUCCUAUCUCAAACAAAAAUAGGAACUCCUAUGUAUCUUGUAAUUUUCCCAGAAGGAACACGUUACAACCCAGACCUCCGAAAAGUGAUAAGCGAUAGUCAAGCUUUUGCAAAAAAAGAAGGACUUGCAGUUCUGAAGCACGUACUGACCCCCAGGAUGAAAGCAGCCCAUAUAGCCAUAGAGACGAUGAAGGGUCACCUGGAUGCUGUUUAUGACGUCACCGUUGCUUACGAAGGAACUGUAGAUGCCAGGGGUCAGAGGGGGGCUGCACCUUCCAUGCCAGAAUUCCUGUGCAAGGAAUGCCCCAGAGUUCAUAUUUAUUUUGAAAGGGUGGAUGUGAAAGAGGUUCCUCAAGAAACGGUGUUCUUUCGGCGAUGGCUGCACGAGCGAUUUGAGAUUAAGGACAGGUUGCUGACUAGCUUUUACGAGUCUGAAGAGCCUGAAAAAAGGAACAAGUUUCCUGGAGAGAGUCGCAGAUCCCCUCUGAGUAUCAAGAAGACUUUGCCAUCAUUGCUCAUUUUGGGUGGCCUUACUUUGCCAAUGUUAUUAACCGAGUCUGGACGGAAACUGUACAUCAACACCUGGGUUUAUGGGACUUUGGCAGGAUGGCUGUGGGUUAAUUUUAGGCCAUAGGAGAAACAAAAUAUGUAAUGCAGUUUCUAACCUGUUUCAAAAUGUCCAGCCCUCUUUCGUUCUUUAACUGGAGAAAGAUUUUUUUUUUCUUUGUUUUAAGUUUCAAGCUUUAAAGACCUUUUACAUAUAGGUGGCUUACGGUGUACCUUUAACCUUGGUAGAUUUAGGGGGAUAGCUUAUCAUUUUCUUUAUUUGCAACUUUCUUGAUCUUGAUCUUUGUGCAAGUCAUAUAAAAUCCCAGCCAGUAAACCGUUCAGCAUGUGGCUGGAAUUUCUACAACGGAGCCAAAUCCCAAAUUCUGUUUUCCAAGUUCAGAAAGACCUACUGCUUAAAAAUGGAAAUUAAAAGGGUUCCAUAAAACUUUCAGUGUUUUGAAAUAUUUAUGGGUUUAGUUUAACAGUUUGUACAUGGAUUAUUUUAGUCAUUAAAUUGCUAAACUGGCCUGCACUGAUUAGCACUUAAUGUAAUUGAAAAUGAGUUUAUAUCAUUGUCACUCUUUAAACAGGUAUGCCAUUAACUUGCCAGGCAAGUUAAACAAGUCCAGGCUGUUCCACUUGCACAUUAAAUUUCCAUCUUUUCUUUAAACAGUAAGGGAUAACUGGUAAAAAUCAAUUUGUAAAGAUGAGCUUUAAAUGCUUCCAGGCAUAGCUAAUUGCUGGCGGGUUUUGUCAUUUUUUGGGUUUUAUUGUUUCUUUCAAAAUCAGAAAAAUGUGUCUUGAUCUCAUUAAUCUGAUUUCAGUGUUUGUGUGGUUAACACAUGGCUUUAGUUAAAUGCAAUUGGUGGCAGCUGUCUAGUUCAUUCAGUUUCAACUGUUUGAGAUGCAAAAUAUAAAUGUUUGUGUGUGCUUUUCAAAUAAUGUCUUACGGAAACAUUUUGAAAUUUGUUGCCAUACCUGAUAUUAAGGAAAGUUCAUGGAAUUUAAAACUUAUCAGUAUAUCUUAUUUCAUGACAGAAAAUGUCUUAUUUGCCAUAGCGACUAGGAUCCGUAGGUUACUGCUUCCUUUUAAAGCUCAUUUUUAAGGUACACGAGAGGCAGAAUAUCAAGAUUAGGGAAAAAUUGAGAUUUACCACCACGAAUGGGUUUUUGUGUAAUAUGCAUUUUACAGAAGUAGAUUGAUGGUCAUUUCCCCUGCACCUUACUGAAAGUGAAAGAAAAGGGAGAGAAAUGUGGUAAUAUAUAAUAUGCCAAGUAAAGUGUAUUGAUGUUGCA
Lepisosteus oculatus (spotted gar) is the source of this 2796-nucleotide messenger RNA. It is a transcript of the gene agpat5, whose product is annotated as 1-acylglycerol-3-phosphate O-acyltransferase 5 (lysophosphatidic acid acyltransferase, epsilon). Gene Ontology annotation, molecular function: acyltransferase activity. NCBI's taxonomy places the organism in Eukaryota, Metazoa, Chordata, Actinopteri, Semionotiformes, Lepisosteidae. The record is from RefSeq and is a predicted model, not a curated record. Gene Ontology annotation, cellular component: mitochondrion; endomembrane system.